Messenger RNA from Naegleria lovaniensis, 3420 nucleotides. RefSeq lists its product as uncharacterized. The record is from RefSeq and is a predicted model, not a curated record. NCBI's taxonomy places the organism in Eukaryota, Heterolobosea, Eutetramitea, Acrasida, Naegleriidae. The transcript has 5 exons. Gene Ontology annotation, molecular function: pyruvate, phosphate dikinase activity; ATP binding. Bases 1 to 3420 code for a protein of 1139 amino acids. Gene Ontology annotation, biological process: 'de novo' pyrimidine nucleobase biosynthetic process; phosphorylation; pyruvate metabolic process.
AUGGGUUGCGGAAAUUCCAAAUCGACCAUCAAAGUAGUAGCAGAGAAUGAGGGACAGGUACCAGAAACUCCUCGGCACAAUGAUGCUCCAACUUCUGCUGCAUCAGAUCCUCAACAACAUCUUUCAACAACUUGUGUCAAACAAGGAAAGAAGGAACAGGGCUAUUGCUACUUCUUUGGUCUUGAUGCUGCCUCAAAGGCCAACCUCACUGAAGGUAAUAAGGACAUGAGAGAAUUAUUGGGAGGAAAAGGAGCUAAUUUGUGUGAAAUGUUAAAUUUGGGAAUUAAUGUUCCUCCUGGAUUUACUGUGAGCACGGAGGCUUGUGAGAAGUUCUCCUCUCAUAACAAUAUCCAUGAGGGCGAUGAUUCAAAGGGCAAAGAGAGAAAUCUUCCUGAUGAAAUCAAAACUGAGGUUGAUGAAUAUUUGAAGAAAUUGGAACUAGUUUCGGGUAAGAAAUUUGGAGAUUCUCAACAGGGUGAUGAAAAGAUUCUCUUACUGAGUGUCAGAUCAGGUGCUGCAGUUUCAAUGCCAGGCAUGAUGGAUACAGUUCUUGACCUGGGAAUUUGUGACAAGAAUAUUCAUCAAUUAAUUCAAAACUUUGGAGGAAAUGAGAGAUUUGCUUGGGAUUCUUAUAAGAGUCUCGUUCAAAUAUUUGGUGAAGUUGUGAUGGGCGUGAAGAAUGAAUGUUUUGAGGACAAUAUUAAGAAACAAAAAGAAAAGCGAGGAAUUUCAUCAGACGCUGAAUUAAAUCUUGAAGAAAUUCAGCAAAUUGUACAGGAUCACAAGCUCACUAUUUUUGAGCAAACUGGUGAAGAUUUUCCUCAAGACGUGUAUCAACAAUUGUACAGAGCCAUUAUUGCCGUUUUCAACAGUUGGCAUAACUCUAGAGCUAUUCAAUACAGAAAAAUUCAUUCCAUUACCAAGCUCAAAGGAACUGCAGUUAACAUUCAAUCCAUGGUGUUUGGAAAUGUUGAUGAAAAGUCCGGUACUGGUGUUUGCUUUAGUAGAAAUCCAUCCACUGGUGAGAACAAGUUUUAUGGCGAGUACAUGACCAUGGCUCAAGGAGAACAGCUCGUUGCAGGAACAAGAACCCCAGAGAAAAUUGAAACCUUGGAAACCAACUUCCCUGAAUGUUACAAGCAACUUACUGAAAUUAGUUCCAAAUUGGAAAAGCAUUUCAAGGACAUUCAAGACAUGGAGUUUACCAUUGAACAAGGCGUUCUCUACAUGUUGCAAUGUAGAAAUGGAAAGAAAACAGCAGAAGCAGCUCUUCAAAUAUAUUGUGACAUGAUUGACGAAGGUCUGAUCAAUGAACGAGAAGCCAUUAUGAAAAUUGAUCCUUCUCAGCUCGAUCAAUUGUUGCAUCCCUACUUGGAUCCUGAGGAAAAGAGUAGACAUGUACCUUUGGCUCAAGGUUUACCAGCAUCUCCUGGAGUUGUGGUCGGCAGAAUUGCUUUUACAAGCGAGCAAGCAAUUGCCAUGUCCGCUGACAGAAAGGAGGCUGGUGACGUGAUUUUGGUAAGAGAGCAAACAUCUACAGAAGAUUUAGCUGGUAUGCAUGCUUCUCAAGGAUUCUUGACAAGUACUGGUGGUAUGACUUCCCACAGCGCUGUUGUGGCUCGUCAACAUGGAAAAUGCUGUGUCUCUGGAUGCAGUUUGCUCUAUGUGUCGGGAGAGGACUCGUGUACGAUCAAUGGCGUCUUGUUCAAGCAGGGAGACGUCAUUACAAUUGAUGGAUCAACAGGAAAUGUGUAUGGAGAGGCCUUAAAAACAAGUCAGCCUGGCUUGACCAAUGCUAACUUUGUUCGAAUUAUGGACAUUGAGAAAAAGUAUAGAACCAUGGGAGUUUACGCCAAUGCCGAUAGUGCUGCAGAUGCAAAGAAGGCCCUCCAGUUUGGAGCUGAAGGCAUUGGACUCUGUCGAACUGAGCACAUGUUCUUUGAAAAAACUCGAAUUAUUGAUAUGAGAAGAAUGAUUGUCGCAUCAACUCCAGAAAAACGUAACCAAGCCAUCAGCACCUUAAAGGAAUACCAGAGAGCUGAUUUCCUCAGCAUUUUCCAUGAGAUGGGACCAAGAAAGGUCACCAUUCGUUUGCUAGAUCCACCACUCCAUGAAUUUCUCCCAGAAGAGGAAAAGGACAUUGCAGAGCUUGCUGAAGCUUUGGAAGAAAAUGUUCAUGAAGUCUCUCAACUCGUGGCACAAUUGAAAGAAAAGAAUCCAAUGCUUGGGCAUCGAGGUUGUCGUCUCGGCAUUACAUUCCCUGAAAUUACAGUCAUGCAAGUAGAGGCAAUAUUUGAGGCUGCAUUUGAAGCUGCUAAUAGCAAUGAAGUUAAGGUUGACAUUAUGGUUCCUCUUGUCUCAUCCAUUCAAGAAUUGUUGCAUCAAAAGGAAAUUAUUGAAAAAGUUGCAACCAAAUACUAUGGUUUGAACGAUCACAAGAAGAGUUUGGUUCAUUACCGUGUGGGAACCAUGAUCGAAAGUCCAAGAGCAGUAAUCAUUAGUAAGGAGUUGGCUGGAAUUGCUGACUUCUUCUCUAUUGGUUCCAAUGAUCUCACACAAAUGACCUUUGGUUUUAGUCGUGACGAUAGUGGCAAAUUCAUGAAAAGUUACAUUGAGCACGACUUGCUCGAGCAUGACCCAUUUGAAGUGUUGGACCAGGAAGGAGUUGGAAGAAGUAUUCAAAUGGCCAUUCAAAAUGGACGUGAAGUGAAGAAUCAUCUCACUGUGGGUCUGUGUGGUGAGCAUGGAGGUGAGUCCGAAUCAGUCAAGUAUUUGCAUCGAUUAGGAUUGAACUAUGUCAGUUGUUCACCAUUCAGAAUUCCUAUUGCAAGGUUGGCUGCAGCACAAGAAUCUAUCAAGAACUGGAGAAAGGUCGUAUUUGUGUUAGGAGGUCCAGGUUCAGGAAAAGGAACACAAUGCGCCAAACUGGUUGAACAGUAUAAAUUCGUUCACUUGAGUUCUGGAGACUUGCUGAGAGCAGAAUCUAAGAAGGAUACCGAGCAAGGACGAAUGAUUGAUUCUUACAUGAAAGAAGGCAAGCUCGUACCAGGUCAAGUGACCAUUAAUUUGUUGAAACAAGCUAUUUUGGAGCAUCCAAACAAGAACACUACCUUCCUUGUGGAUGGAUUCCCUCGUGAAAUGCAUCAAGCUUAUGACUUUGAGCAAUUCAUUUGUAAGGGCAUGUUUGUUCUGUUCUUUGAGUGCCCAGAGGAAGUUCUUGAGAAGCGUUUGUUGGAGAGAGGUAAAACUUCUGGCAGAACUGAUGACAACAUUGAGAGUAUCAAGAAGAGGUUCAAGACUUUCCUUUCUCAAAGCUUGCCAGUAGUGGAGCAUUUCAAAAAGACUGAUCGAGUACGAACUAUUGAUAGUACAGGAACUCCAGAAGAAGUGUUUGCUCAAGUCUGUAAAUUGUUUGACUAG